Molecule: messenger RNA, 1386 nt
Organism: Drosophila bipectinata
Lineage: Eukaryota; Metazoa; Arthropoda; Insecta; Diptera; Drosophilidae
Gene: Osi2
Product: DUF1676 domain-containing protein Osi2
Cellular component (GO): membrane
Source: RefSeq, a predicted model, not a curated record
CCAGCAGCCAAGGCACAGUCGCUGUUGAGCCAGCAGAAAGGCAGAUCCGCUCGAAAGGAUACCCAAAGUAAAAACCACAUCAAGCAUUUAUAGGAAACAGCAAAAGCUUUUAGCCAUGGCAAUGAGAGCGCUUGUCUUACUGGCCGUUUUGACUUUGGUGGCCGGCGAAGGUCUCCGUCUGCCCGACCAGCAGUCGUCCAACAACGUCCAGCAGGUUUAUGCGCCGCAGCCGCAGAUCCAGCAGAUUCCCCCGCCCCAACAGCAGCAACAGCAACAGCAGCCUGGAGUGGGCGAGGAGCGUGGUCGGUCCUCCAUCCUGAGCAUCUUCGGUCUGGGCAACGACAAUGAUCCUUACCUGUCAAGGACUAACAGCAACUGCCUGGGCGGCGAUCUCUCCGAGUGCUUCAAGACCCAGGCCCUCAACACCUUCGAUGAGAUUUUCUACAGGGACUCGUACAAGCUCUCUGACUUUGCCCGAGUGGUGCGCCUGCCGGAAACCCAGCAGCGGUCCCUGCUCCAGGAGCCUUUCGAGUACUCCGAGGAGCCGCGUGGCGAAGACGAUGACUGGAAUCAGCUGGUGAAAUAUGCCCUGCGCCGGGCCGAACGCUUCAUCAAGUCCACGGCUCUGGAGGUUGAGUGGCCCGAGGAGCUGACCGAGGCUGGUCGUUACGAGGCCCGGUUCAUUGGAAACGACAUCGAUGGUGAAUUGGACGGUUUCGAUAAUGACCAGCGUGCUGGACAUUUCUCCCGCAAGAAGCUGAAGAAGAUGAUCAUUCCCCUGCUGUUGGUGCUGAAGAUUUUCAAGCUGAAGCUGCUGCUCUUCCUGCCCUUCAUCCUGGGUAUUGCUGGUCUGAAGAAGAUCCUUGGCCUGGCUGCCAUUAUCCUGCCUGGACUGUUUGCCUACUUCAAGCUUUGCCGCCCGCCAGGUGGCGUUGGAGGAGCCUUCGGCGGCGGAUUGUCCGGACUCUUCGGAAGCAAGAACACCUUCCCCCAGUACAAUCCCCAGGGCGUGGGCGCUGCCACCUACUACCAUCAUCAUGAGCACUACGAGGGCGGUCAUGGCGGUGCAGGCCCCUUCUACCGCCAGGAGCCUAGCUUUGCCAAGCCCUACACCGACUACUACAGCAAGAGCUACCAGGGCGAGCAAGUGCCACAGCAGCAGGUCGCCGGCAACUCAGUAAGCUUCGGAGAUCCCCAGGAGGCUGCUUACAACGGCUACUACGGACGCAACUCGGGCAAGGACAUUGCUGCAGAGCCCCAGAAGACGAAGUAAACAUAGGGGCGUUGUCCAUAACUAUUUUGUUAUUUAUUUGGCCCUCGGCCUUGUUGCAUUCCUAUAAGAAUAUUUAUUCCUUUAAUUGUAAAUAAAACAAGCUCAAAUUGAAA